Molecule: messenger RNA, 1307 nt
Organism: Cyprinus carpio (common carp)
Lineage: Eukaryota; Metazoa; Chordata; Actinopteri; Cypriniformes; Cyprinidae
Product: PDZ and LIM domain protein 3-like
Biological process (GO): actin cytoskeleton organization; muscle structure development; heart development
Cellular component (GO): adherens junction; filamentous actin; Z disc
Molecular function (GO): actin binding; muscle alpha-actinin binding
Source: RefSeq, a predicted model, not a curated record
AUAUAAAGAGAGAGAUAGACCUCACUUUGGAGGAGUGGUCUUCUGUCUCCUCUAAAAGUUUUUGAGUUGAAUUCACCAUCACACUCGAGACACACACGACACACACACCUGCUGUGGAUAUGCCGUUCUCUGUUGUGCUGGAUGGACAUGCACCGUGGGGCUUUCGACUUAUUGGAGGACGGGACUUCAGCCAACCCCUCACCAUCGCCAAAAUAUCACCAGGAAGUAAAGCUUCCAGAGUCAACCUCUCUCCUGGAGACAUCAUCUUAGUGAUAAAUGGAGUUUCUGCAGAAAACAUGAUGCACUCUGAGGCGCAGAAUCUAAUCAAGGAUGCCACCUACCAGCUCACACUUACCGUAGAGAGACCAGAGACUAAGCUGUGGUCACCAAGUGUCACUGAACAAAACAAAAGCCAUCCGUUUAAAAUUAACAUAGAGGCAGAGAGACAAGAGUACAGACCAAUAGGAACAGCCCAUAAUCGAAAGGCUUCACCCAUGGUGGCCGCAGCCAACAUCAAUGAAACACGUCAGGUGGUGAGCCCAACCUACAACUCCCCUAUUGGCCUUUACUCAUCAGGCAAUAUCCAGGACGCCUUACAAGGGCAACUCAAGGGCCUCAUCCAUAGCAAACCAGAAAGUCCCAGGAAACUUCACAAUAUAGAGGAGUCCGAAGUAUAUCGGAUGCUGCAAAGAGAUCAAGAUGAGGAUGAACCCCAUGAACCGCGACAGUCGGGAUCCUUUAAAGCAUUACAGAGCUUCAUCGACAGUGAGGGUACACGUCCAUUAGUGACAAGGAAAGUCCGUGCCCCUAUGACCAAGUCAUCUGCUCCUGCGGGGAACUUGCACAAGCUACCAAUGUGUGAUAAGUGUGGUAACGGCAUAAUUGGGACGGUUGUGAAGGUUCAGGAUAAGUUUCGUCAUCCAGACUGUUUUGUGUGCGCUGAAUGUGAAGAAAACCUAAAGCAGAAAGGAUACUACUUUAUAGAUGAUGAGCUAUACUGUGAAACCCAUGCUCAUGCCAGGGCAAAACCUCCUGAGAGUCCAGACCUUUGACUUUCUCAUUGUUCUGAAGGCACAUACUACAAGUCAGCUACUCGGUGUACGAACAUCUUGUUUUAACCACAGGCAUAAAAUUUUACCACAAUUCAAGCACAAUCAUGUCAACCAGGUACUGAGAGACACAUUUAUGGAUAGUGCAUAGUUGUGUCACGUGUGCUGGGACGCAGUAUUUUGCACUUACUUUAUAGGAAUAGGAUGUAUUGACUGAAAUAUGUUUGUAUGAAUAAAGGUUUUGUUAUUUGAGAAUCA